UAAGCGCGCCCGCCGUAAUGAUGAGGGCUCUCUGAGACUGAUUGAUUUCAAAACUUGACGGGUUUCGAGUUUCACAGGUUGCACUGCAUUACAGGAGCUGACUGUGGAGUUGCUGCGUGCGUGUGUUUGGACAGAGAUGAACCCUGAGGUGGAUUACGGAGGCUCCGGCAGCAGCGGGAACGGAAAGCUGCGCCAGUGGCUCAUUGAGCAGGUGGACUGCGGCAAAUAUCCCGGUCUGGUGUGGGAGAACGACGAGAAGAGCAUCUUCAGGAUACCGUGGAAACACGCCGGGAAACAGGACUACAACCGCGAUGAGGAUGCCGCGCUUUUCAAGGCCUGGGCGCUGUUUAAAGGCAAGUUUCGGGAGGGGAUUGACAAACCAGAUCCACCGACCUGGAAGACUCGCCUCCGCUGCGCCCUCAACAAGAGCAAUGACUUUGAGGAGCUUGUGGAGAGAAGCCAGCUGGACAUCUCAGACCCGUACAAAGUGUACCGCAUCAUCCCCGAGGGUGCCAAGAAAAGACCUCGACAGGAGGACAGCCCUCUGAGUCCAAUGAGCUAUCAGGUGCACUCCCCCUAUCCUGCCCUGCAGACCCAGAUGCCACAGUACAUGCCCACACUAGAUUGUAAUUGGAGAGAUUACUGUCAGGACCAGGCCUCCCUGCCCGAGCUGCCCUUCACUCAGUGUCCCUGUCCCCCUCGCAGCCUGCCAUGGCAGGGCCCAUCCAUGGAGAAUGGAUACCAGCUCAGAGCCUCCAUUUACUCGUAUGGUCCUGCUGACAGCCAGCCCUCGCCUUUCACACUGGACGCCAGCAUCAGAUCAGCGGAGGCGCUCUCAGACUUCCGCCUGCAUGUGUCUGUAUAUUUCGGGGACACUCUGGUGAGGGAGGUGACAACCUCCAGUCCAGAGGGGUGCCACAUUACUCCCUGCUCCCCAGAGGAGAAGCACUAUCUGCCGCCCGGGGGUCCCGAGGUGGUCCCCCUGCCUGUGGAUGGUCUCUCAGCCCAGAGGAGGGCAGAGGAGUGUCCCCCGAGCCCAACAUCCACCCUGGAGAGGGGAGUGUUACUGUGGAUGGGUCCUGACGGACUCUACGCUCGGAGGCUGUGUCAGGGCAGAGUGUACUGGCAGGGAGGACUGUCCCAGUAUGGAGACAAGCCCAACAAACUGGAGAGAGAGGUCCCCUGUAAACUCCUUCAUACGCAGGACUUCCUGACAGAGAUCCAGAGUUAUGGCCUCCAUGGUCGGCCGCUGCCUCGUUUCCAGGUCCUGCUGAGUUUUGGAGACGAGUGUCUGGACCCGCAGAGACAAAGGCGGACACUUACAGUCCAGGUGGAGCCGCUGUUUGCCACUCAGCUCCUGUACUACGCCCAGCAGAGGGGCGGCCACUGCUACCGCAGCUACGAGCACCUGGGAGUCAUGGACCACAUAAACACCUCUGAGGACUACCAGAGGACCAUCACACAUCACCACAGCAGCAGCCUGCAAGAGUGAUCUUAAUAGGUUCAAGUGACUGUUGAAAACUUCAAGAUGCAGCAAUGACCUCUGACCCAGGAGACCAAGGAAUCUGUGAGACAAGAGGGCAAACGUGGGCAGUGUUAUACAUAGCUGAUGGACAUUUUGGUGAUUGUAACUGUUUGCCCUGACGGGUUCUGUUUGUGUUUGUCAAUGUGUGUGGCAGGGACAAAAGUUUCAGUGUAAAGAUUUUUUCCUUACUGUAUUUUUAUGGCACCAUGAAUAUAUUUCAUAUUGACUAUGCAAAGAAAACUGACAGCUUAGGUGAUUGUACUGUAAAAACUGUGUGGUGAAUUUUAGUUCCUUAGGGGGAUAGUUAGACAUUUUAGGAAAUACGCCUUUUCACUUUCUUGCUGAGAGCUAGGUGAGACAGUCGAUAUCAAUCUCAUGACAGUGAACAUGAAGCUGGAGCCAGGAGGCGGUUAGCUUAGCUUAGCACAAAGAUUGGAAACAGGGGAAACAGCUAGCCUGGCUCUGUCUUAUGUCUUACAGGUGCUGGGAGGCAGAUUUUUGACCUCUGGAAUUAGCCAGGCAAGCGGUUUGCAGUUUUCAUGCUAAGCUAAGCUAAGCUAAUCAUCUUUUGCCAGUAUCUUUAUAGUUGCAGUACAUCCGUGAAUUGUAUGGAUUUUCUCAUUUAACUCUUUUUCUAAAUAAUAUUUUGUUGCCAGACACUAUCACCUCCAUUUUGUAAAUUAUGAAUGAAGUCUUGUGCCCCGCUGUGUUUGUGUGAGAAACUCUCAGGGAUUUUAAAUAAGCUUUUAUAACUUAGUUUUGCAUCGAAUAUUUUAAUUACAAGAUGUAUUUUUUAAAUGUAUGUGUCAUACAAAUCAAAUCUGAGAAAGACCUGGAGUGAAAGUUUUGAGCUUGUUUGCCUUGAAGGUGCACAUUUCUGUAAAAAAAAACAAAACAAUAAAUGGCUUAAGUGCAA
Molecule: messenger RNA, 2441 nt
Organism: Epinephelus fuscoguttatus (brown-marbled grouper)
Lineage: Eukaryota; Metazoa; Chordata; Actinopteri; Perciformes; Serranidae
Gene: irf4l
Product: interferon regulatory factor 4 like
Exons: 9
Coding region: 137-1492 (451 amino acids)
Biological process (GO): immune system process; regulation of transcription by RNA polymerase II
Cellular component (GO): nucleus
Molecular function (GO): DNA-binding transcription factor activity, RNA polymerase II-specific; RNA polymerase II cis-regulatory region sequence-specific DNA binding; protein binding
Source: RefSeq, a predicted model, not a curated record